Molecule: messenger RNA, 1030 nt
Organism: Pyrus x bretschneideri (Chinese white pear)
Lineage: Eukaryota; Viridiplantae; Streptophyta; Magnoliopsida; Rosales; Rosaceae
Product: 50S ribosomal protein L3, chloroplastic
Exons: 1
Coding region: 110-940 (276 amino acids)
Biological process (GO): translation
Cellular component (GO): chloroplast envelope; ribosome
Molecular function (GO): structural constituent of ribosome
Source: RefSeq, a predicted model, not a curated record
GUCUCUCGCAAAUUGAAAUACUUUCCAAAACCCAAUUGGAAAGGAUAAGAAACAAGGCCACCCGCCUUCCGGUCCUCUUUCUCACUCAACCCAAAAAAACCAUAUAGCCAUGUCAAUCCUUUCCAUUUCAUCACCUUCUUCUUCCUCCGCUCUCUUCCCCAAUGUCUCCUUCUCCUCCAAAUCCUCCUCAUUCCUCACCCCGCCGCUCCAAAUCGCCACCCCAUCGCUCGCCGUCGCAAAAAACCAUAAAAACCAACCGACGGGAAUAACCAUGAGUAUGGAGGCCGGCAUUGGAGUUAUGGCCACGAAGCUCGGCAUGAUGAGCUUCUUCGAGCCCACCGGCAAAGUCGUCCCGGUUACCAUCGUGGGUUUCAAAGAGGGCAACAUCGUCACCCAGGUCAAAACCCAGGCCACCGACGGUUACGACGCCGUCCAAAUCGGGUACCGGCGGGUCCGUGACCGGAAGCUAACGAAGCCCGAAAUGGGUCACCUCCAGAAGGCCGGCUCGAUCCCCCUCCGCCACCUCCAGGAGUUCCGGCUUCAAGACGUCCAAGGGUUCGAGCCGAACCAGAAGCUCUUGUUCGAUGAGCUUUUCAACGAGGGCGACAUUGUCGACGUCUCUGGAACCACAAUCGGAAAGGGGUUUCAGGGAGGAAUCAAGCGGCACAAUUUCAAGCGGGGGCAGAUGACCCACGGGUCCAAGAGCCACAGAGCUCUCGGGUCUAUCGGUGCCGGAACCACGCCGGGGCGGGUUUACAAGGGGAAGAAGAUGCCCGGCAGAAUGGGAGGAACCAAGACCAAGAUUAGGAAGCUGAAGAUUGUGAAGAUCGAUAAGGAGCUCAAUGUUGUGAUGAUCAAAGGCGCUCUGCCUGGUACGCCCGGAAACCUUCUCCGCAUUGCUCCUGCUAAAAUUGUGGGGAAGAACAUUCCCAAGAGUUAGUUUGAUUACCUUUUUUGUUUAAGUGGUUUCGGUUUAGUGAAUUUUUGUAUCGACAUUGACUCGUAUGAAUGUUAGCUAGUGUUUUGUGAA